Molecule: messenger RNA, 1259 nt
Organism: Setaria italica (foxtail millet)
Lineage: Eukaryota; Viridiplantae; Streptophyta; Magnoliopsida; Poales; Poaceae
Product: glutathione S-transferase T3-like
Exons: 3
Coding region: 1-1131 (376 amino acids)
Source: RefSeq, a predicted model, not a curated record
AUGUUUUCAAAUCAGUUCCGUUCAGUUGAUUAUCAAUUGCGUAUUUGUGACCAUGUCUAUCAAUUGAAGGACAAAGAUCCACAUCCAUCUGGUGGUUUCAUGAACUACUUCAGAAAUCAGCCACACAACUUUCAUUUGGUUGGUCAACCUAUUCACAACAGCCCUUUGAAUAAACUGUCCACCAACAAUGAUGCAAGUUCACAGCCUGAAGUAGAAAUACUUGACAAUGACAAUGUUAGGACUGAGAAGAGGAUCCUAUGGACAGAGGAAGAGGAUCUUAGAUUGAUGAGCGCUUGGAUAGAACAUUCAACAGACUCUACCUGUGGAGCCGAUAAGGGUGGUAACCAGUAUUGGGGUGAGGUUGUUGAAUCCUACAACAAGACUACCCCACCACUUCGAAAGAGAAAUCUGAAGCAAUGCAAGGAUAGAUGGCACAAGAUUAAUAGGUGGACAGACCUCUUUGAAUGUGCUUAUGUAAAGGCUCGUAGAGUAUUUACAAGUGGAUAUUCCGAUCAAAUGUGGAUUGAUGCAGCCCACAAGUUCUAUGUGGAGGACAACAAAGAUGCAAAACUAGGACCCUUUGUUGGGAUUGAGGUUUGGAAAAUUUGUCGAGAAGUGUCAAAGUGGAAAACAUACAAUGAAGAGCUGAGGAAUGCACGUAAAAGGAAAUCAUUUCACCUUGAAGAAGAAAGGGAUCAGGGAAGUGAUGAAAGUUUGGAAGAGAUGCCAAAUCGACCAAUGGGUCAGAAGGCAGCUAAAAAGGCAGCUCUAGCAGCAAAAGGCAAGUCAAAAGGCUCCAGCAGCGAUGAUGGUAACUCAAAGGAAUCUGCUAUUGAUCUAGAUAAAUUAGGUAGGUUUAGCAAAAUUCAGGAGGAAACAAAUGCAAACCGUAUGAAGAUAUUGGAACUGCAACAGAAGCUAUCAUCUGAGAAGCUUGAGACCACAAAAGUUGCCCAUCUUACUGCACAAGAGACCAAAGAGGGAAAGAAGCUUGAGAAAGAAUCAAAGAUGAUGGAGGCUUAUAACAGCCUCAUCUUACAAGAUACAAGUUCAAUGUCUGAUGUGGAAAAGGCGGAGCGAGUUGCUGCCAUGAAGUGUCUUAGGAAGGCCCUUUUUCCUGAAAGUGACUGAACAGGUACUGCAGGCGAGUGCCUAUGCUAGAAGCCUAGAACAGAAGGGAUGCAGAACCUGGGAAGAGUUUGAGCAACCUGUCAUCUGAGUGCUAUCUACUAUUUACCUGAAUUUUAUGUACUAGUGAA